Opisthocomus hoazin is the source of this 1197-nucleotide messenger RNA. NCBI's taxonomy places the organism in Eukaryota, Metazoa, Chordata, Aves, Opisthocomiformes, Opisthocomidae. The record is from RefSeq and is a predicted model, not a curated record.
AUGGCGGGGUGCGGGUUGCGGGGUGUGGAGUGCGGGUUGCGGGGUGCAGGGUGCGGGUUGCAGGGUGCGGGGUGCCGGGUGAAGCGCCGCUCGAAGCGGGGUCAGGUGGGCACGGUGCAGGUCGGCGUGGAGACCUACGGAGGGGGCAUCUGGAACACCUGGUUUGACCGUGACCUCACCGUGGCCGGGAGGGUGAUCAUAAAGGACCCGGCCACGGGGCGCCUGGAGCAGCGCCUGGUACGUGUGGAGCGACCCGUCCUCCGCAUUCCCCACCUGGCCAUCCAUCUGCAGCGUAGCAUCAAUGAGAACUUCGGGCCCAACACCGAGCACCACCUGGUUCCCAUUCUGGCCACUGCUGUGCAGGAGGAGCUGGAAAAAGAGGUGCUCAUGGAGUCCACACCAUGCAAUGCUGCGGCCCAGGCAGAGCGGCACAGCCCUGUCCUGCUUUCCCUGCUCUGCCCCCAGCUGGGGGUGAAACCAGAGCAGAUUGUGGAGCUGGAACUAUGCCUGGCAGAUACGCAGCCAGCGACACUGGGUGGUGCCUUCAACGAGUUCAUCUUCUCCCCACGCCUGGACAACUUGCACAGCUGCUACUGCGCCUUGCAGGCCUUGAUUGACUCGUGCACGACGCCCUCCUCCCUCUCUGAGGAGCCCAACGUGCGUCUCAUUGCGCUCUACGACAACGAGGAGGUAGGGUCGGAGAGCGCACAGGGUGCGGAGUCAUUGCUGACGGAGCUGGUGCUGCGCCGGAUCUCAGCAUCGCCACAAAACCUGACAGCCUUCGAGGAGGCUGUGGCCAAGUCCUACAUGAUCAGCGCCGACAUGGCCCACGCUGUGCACCCGAACUACGUGGACAAGCAUGAGGAGAAUCACCGUCCGGCCUUCCACAAGGUGAGGGCAGCCCUCAGCUUUGGGCUGGGACGGGCGCUGUCCGUCUGCCGCGUCCCCGUGCAGGAGUUCAUGGUGCGCAACGACACGCCCUGUGGCACCACCAUCGGCCCCAUCCUGGCCUCCCGCCUGGGGCUGCGCGUGGUGGAUGUCGGCUGCCCGCAGCUGGCCAUGCACUCCAUCCGGGAGAUGUGCUGCACCUCGGGGGUGCUCCAGAGCAUCACCCUCUUCAAGGUGGGCUACCAGGAGGCUCUGCUCAACCCCUACUCCUACCACAAGGGAGAAAGCCGGCCGCCCAGACACCACUGA